This is a messenger RNA of Mizuhopecten yessoensis (Yesso scallop), 951 nucleotides long. RefSeq lists its product as uncharacterized. The transcript has a single exon. Lineage: Eukaryota; Metazoa; Mollusca; Bivalvia; Pectinida; Pectinidae. Bases 1 to 951 code for a protein of 316 amino acids. The record is from RefSeq and is a predicted model, not a curated record.
AUGUUUGAAAUCGAAAGUUCCUUGAGAACAAGUCUUUCCCGCUAUGAUGUGAAUGUGAAACACGUAUUGCCGAAACAACCAAACUUUGUUACCGGAAGUAUCGACCGCGCCAUGUUGGCGGAAAUGCUGGGUGAACCUCACCACACGAACCAGUACAAGAAGACAGACAUCGACAGUAAACACGUUCAACGUCUCUCUAAGUUUACUGUUUCGCAACAAAAUCAAAUACUCGGUAUAUGUCCAGUCGACGACAGUCACGCGUGGUUAUCAAUACUUCAUUUCAAGGGUCUGGUACUGGUCAACAGGAAGGGCGUCGUCACGAAAACAGUAAAAACGAAUUUCUCUCCGCUGAGGAUCGUCAUGUUCGGGACGGCAAACAUACUUAUGACUAGUUGCCCAGCUAGUACAUUUGUAUAUAAACUAUCACUACAUAACAAACAAGUGACAACAUUUGCUGACAUCGGACCACAUAAAGCAUUGGACAUCAGCAUCAACGAGUGGGACGAGGUGGUUGUUAGUACAUACACACCAGACAUAGUUGUACUGAAUCAGUCAGGUACGAUUGUGAGGAAAGUACCGUGUGGUAUGAAUGGGUGGUGUAUUGCCUGUUUGUCAUCAGGAAACGUGGCAGUAAUAACCUCAUCUCAGGAUUCAUUGUCCAUAACAGGAAAAUCAUGCACAGUCCAACAUACCUGGACAGGUGAAAUUAACAAAGGUCCAAACGUUGGUCAAAUGCAGCUCAAUAAGAUGUCACGUGACAAGUACGACAGACUGUUUGUACCAGACGUCAGUAACAAUCAGGUGUAUGUGUUACCGAGAGAUGGUACACAGGCCACGUGUCUCCUGGACCAGAAACAUGGAGUGGUGGAACCUACAGCGGUGGGUGUGGACACGUGUGGUAACGCGUGGAUAGGGUGUAGAUAUGGUACCGUACACGUGAUGCGACUGUAA